AUGUCAUAUUCAUAUGAAAAGAAGAUAACUCUGGCUCAUCCAUUUCGUGCUACUGGUAGUACAUUACUUCAUGAAGAGCAAUCUAGUUUGAAAAUAGUUUAUGAUAAAUAUAAAACAAGAUCACCAUAUCCAAAUUCAUCAAAUCAAUUACGUUAUAAUUUAAUUUUCAUUCAUGGUACUGGAUUUAAUAAAUCAAUUUGGAAAUAUCAUAUUAAUAAAUUAUAUCAAUUAUCGCAAUCUCAACAAGUUCCAUGGUUUUUAGAUUCAGUUAUAUCACUUGAUAUGGUUGGACAUGGCGAUUCAAGUUUAGAAAAUCAAGGAAAAAUUGGACCAAUUUUCCGUUGGGAUGAUGGUGGUAAAGAUGUUGUUAAUGUUGUUAAAUAUGAAUUAAAUUCUACUGGAGAUUUUAAAAAUGAUUUUAAUUCAAGAAAUAUUGUUAUUGGUCAUUCAAUGGGUGGUUAUUGUGCGUUAUAUGCCAGUUUUUUAGAACCAAGUUUAUUUGAUUCAGUUAUUCCUAUUGAACCAGUUGCUUAUGGAGCUCCAGGAGGUUUAGAAAAAUUUACUAAAAUUUUUAAAAAAAUAUCUAAAUUAUUAAUUGAUACUUUUGAUUCAAAAGAAGAUGUUAAUUUCUUCUUUAAAGAAUUUUCAUUUUUUAAAAAUAUGCAAUCUCAAGUAUCUGAUGAUUUUAUUAAUGGAGAAAUUUAUGAAAUUGAACAAGAUGGAGAAAUUAAAUAUAAAUUAAAAUGUAAUACUUCACAUCAAAUGGCAGCAUAUUAUGGAGCAUUUAUGUCGAUUUCUUAUAUUAUGUUGGCAUUACCAUUAAUUAGAGUUCCAAUUUGUCAUGUUAUUGGUGAAAAAGCAGUUUGGAAUCCUCCUGAAAGUAUUCCAUGGAUUAGAAAUGCAAUUAAACCAGAAUUCUUAUCCCAAACUGUUGAUGUACCAAAUGGUGAACAUUUAUUAAAUGUUGAAUUACCUGAUGAAACAAUUGAAAUUAUUUCAAACUUUAUAACUAAAAGAAAUAAUGAAUUUAAAGAAAGUUUGAAGAAUAUCCCAGAAAUUAAAUUAAAUAAAAAUAAACAAGUUAUUGCAAAACAAGAAUUUCAAAGUUUACUUGAUCUUAGAUACAAAGAUGUUUACGGAUAUUUCAUUGAAGAAAGAGAAAACUUAUCCAAGUUAUAG
Messenger RNA from Candida tropicalis MYA-3404, 1179 nucleotides. Its product is annotated as triglyceride lipase. The transcript has a single exon. The record is from RefSeq and is a predicted model, not a curated record. Lineage: Eukaryota; Fungi; Ascomycota; Pichiomycetes; Serinales; Debaryomycetaceae. The coding region runs from base 1 to 1179 and encodes 392 amino acids.